Copidosoma floridanum is the source of this 2547-nucleotide messenger RNA. RefSeq lists its product as uncharacterized. Gene Ontology annotation, cellular component: nucleus. Gene Ontology annotation, biological process: positive regulation of transcription by RNA polymerase II. The record is from RefSeq and is a predicted model, not a curated record. NCBI's taxonomy places the organism in Eukaryota, Metazoa, Arthropoda, Insecta, Hymenoptera, Encyrtidae. Gene Ontology annotation, molecular function: transcription cis-regulatory region binding; protein binding.
GAUCACGUCCCUGUUUUCGCGCUCUCGCCGACUGUAUUUUACCCAAACGCGCCGUUUUUCUCGCCUGCGCGAUAUUGGCGCAGUGUGCCAUUAUUCGCUGCAAGUGUUGCGUUGGAAAUAACAAUAAUACAACACUUGAUCGUUUGAAAUCGGUUGCGGAAAUCGUUUUGUGCUCCUCUUCUCAAAGUGCGGCUGGUCGAGUUUUUUGUUUAUCCUUCCAAAUGUUCCCUGGAACUUGUCCAAACGCCUCGACGUAUAUGGCGUUGCGUGAUGUACAUAUGUAAUAUAGUAGACGAGAUGGAUUUUGGCACUUUUGGACUUUCAGCGGUAUAGACACCCGUGUUUUCAAAACUGGAAAAGGUGGAGCGUUUACGAACGAAAAACAGUUGUGAGCCGGUAUGGACGCGUGAUUUUUUGUUAAUGAGAAUACUGCUGGCACAAAUGGAGGAUUAGAUCGACAUGGAAUACGACGUGGAUUACGAAGCCAGCGAGUGCAUAAGAAAGGGAAAGCUGAAGAAACUGAAAAAGCUCGUGUCGAUCUUGGGAUUCCAGCAGAGGAAAAAUUGGCAGGGGGGCUACGUCCUGUUGCUGUGGUCGCUGGAGCACCGCCGAACGGGCAUAGCCAAGUGGCUCCUGUCGCAAAACUGCCAAGUCAACCCGGACGACCGGGCCUACUCCCAUCAGAAAAAAACGGCCCUCCACCUGGCGGUCCUCGCUGGCAAGCCGGCAAUUGUGAAGCUGCUCCUACAACGGGGAGCCCGCGUCGGGAUCCAAAACGACCAGCUGGAGAGUCCUUUGCACGCAAGCUGCAAAAGACGCGGUCCAUCGUCGUCCGAGUGGGUGUUUGGGGGCGACGGCUCGUUGGCGAUAGUAAAAUUGCUGCUCAAGCACGGGGCUUGCGUCAACGACAAGGGCGGCCUGUGCGAGGAGACGCCGCUACUCUUUGCCAUCAGGAACCGUCAGCAGCAGGACGACAGGCUCGUAAAGCUCUUGCUCGACAGCGGGGCCAACGUCAACGAUUGCGACCUGUACCGGAAGACGGCCCUGCACCUGGCCGUGGAGUUCGCCGACAGGAGGAUGAUCAAGCUACUGUUGGGCCACAAGGCCGACGUGAACGUGAAAAACUGCCACGGCCGGACCCCGUUGCACCUGGCGGUGCGCAGGGGCUGCCUGGACAUAGCGAAAAUGCUUCUGGCCCGGGGGGCCGACGUCAACGACAGCGUCUGCGACUUUGAGGAGUACAGGUGGACCGCGCUGCACAUGGCGGUGAGGAACAAGGACGAAAAGAUGGUCAGGACUCUGUUGGGGUACCGGGCGGACGUCAACGCCAGGGAUAUACUCGGCCAGGUGCCGUUUCACCUGGCCAUCAGAGGGGAGGACGAAGGGAUAGUCGAGUGCUUGCUGAGGCACGGGGCCAGGGUCGACUCGAGGCGCAAGGACGGGAAGACCUGUUUGCACUUUGCCGCGGAAAACCAACGGCCCAGGAUAGCAAGGAUCCUCCUGGCCAGAGGCGCCAGUGUCAACGAAGCGACCAUCAACGGCCGGACCGCGCUACACUUUGCCGCAAAGAGGGGGUCCAAGGAGCUGGUGGAGUUGUUCCUGGGACUGGGAAUGGACGUGGACCUAAAGACGAAGCUGGACGACUUUACACCGCUGUACUACGCGGUGAAGAAACGCCGGUGCCAGAUUGCCGAGUGCCUUUUGUACCACGGGGCCGACGUGAACGUCCCGGUGAAGGUUUACCAGACCCUGUUGAGGCUGGCCGUGUACGACAUGAACCGGGAGAUGGUGGAGCUGCUCUUGAGCUGGAACGCGAGCAUCGACGCCGAGGACAGCGACGACGAGACGCCGCUGGUCGUAGCGACCGACAGCACGAGGUACGAGGACAUACCCGGCAGCGAGAAGAUGCGCGGUAUCACCGACUGUCUCGUCAUGUACGUGGCGAAACUCGUCUCGGAGGGGCUCCACGUGAGCGAGCAAAACUUGAGCCUCAUACGGCAAAAGUUUCGGCUGCAGGUGUUUUACGAGCAGUGCCGGGCCGAGCUGGCCAACAUGAGGAGCAAAAAGAUUCACAACAGCGUGACGUACUACGAUCUGUUGACCAAGGACCCGAACACGAUGGCUCGUUACGCGCGAAACGAGAGCAUGAGCGGUGCCUUCGAGUCCAGCGAUUACGCCAACGCUUUUCCGAUAUAUUCCGCGAUGAUGCGCAAAAAUUACGAGAGGGGAAGAGCCAAGAAGCUGCUGCUCGACGCUGCCGAGGGGGCUUUGAAGUUUAUCUUCCGUGGCAGCGCCGAGGGGCGAGUCGUGCCGUUAGAGUUGCCUUACGUAGUCCGUAGAGAAGUUCUCAAGUACCUUGGUUUGAAAGAUCUGAGGGUUCUGGCUCUCGUUCCUCGACCGGCGCCUUCCGCAACGACCAGGGGAUAGACCGUGUGAUAUAUGUUUGAUGAAUUUCACAUUCGAGCCAGACAAAGUGCUAUUACAAUGUUAUAUAUAUAUUAUACGUUAUGUAUGUUGUGAUAAAUAAAAAUUUUAAUAAUCAUACAA